This is a messenger RNA of Sitophilus oryzae (rice weevil), 7343 nucleotides long. RefSeq names its product ras-specific guanine nucleotide-releasing factor 2-like. The transcript has 22 exons. Bases 124 to 4839 code for a protein of 1571 amino acids. Gene Ontology annotation, biological process: Ras protein signal transduction; positive regulation of GTPase activity. NCBI's taxonomy places the organism in Eukaryota, Metazoa, Arthropoda, Insecta, Coleoptera, Curculionidae. The record is from RefSeq and is a predicted model, not a curated record. Gene Ontology annotation, cellular component: plasma membrane. Gene Ontology annotation, molecular function: protein binding; guanyl-nucleotide exchange factor activity.
CAAUGAAAGAAGCCCUACAGAGAGCUUUCCAGUAUUUUGUGAUAUAUAACAUCUGAAAUAUCACUGAAAACUAUAUAUUAUAAAGUAAUUAUUUCAGAAGAUACUUUUGCAUUGGCAGCUACAAUGAAUAUUUCAGCGGCAGUACCUUCUACCAGUAUGUCAGAUCACAAGGAACCAAGGGAAUCAAGAGACUCAAGAGACCCUAGAGAACCGAAGCGGACAUCUUCUUCAGGGGCAAUCCUGAGUCCGAAAAUACAAAAAUCAAUCAAAGUCAACGAGAGCCAGCUAUUGUUUUUGUCGGAGAGGGCUAAGGGUGAUCCCGAUCUCGAGGGUCCCCUUUGGAAGAAAUCCAAAACAUCGGAAAAGUGGCAACUACGUCACUUCAUACUCUAUCAGAAUUUGCUAUUCUUCUACGAACAAGACAAACUACAAAGACCACUGGGACUUAUAUUUCUGGAAGGGUCUUAUGUGGAAAGGAUAGUAUAUUCUGAUGCCGCUGCAUAUCAUCCAGUAACCCCGGACAAAAGUAGAGAUAAAUCCGAGAAAGAGACAGUGGACAAAAACUACUGUUUCUUGAUAAUAUUCGGCAAAGAAUUUGUCCGAAAAUUUGAACUAGCUGGCAUCAAUGAACCGGAUAUUCUUCGAUGGUUAGACUGCAUUGAGAAAGCAAGCUUUAGCAAACAACACCUGGAGAUGCAAAAAGUGACGGCCAAGCACAUGCACAUUCUCCAGGUUGUGGAAGCAGAGCAGACUGCUAAGUGGGAGUUUUCUCUUCAUUGUGAAGAACUUCAUGCAGAAAUGAGGUUCCUAAGAGAGGAGCUAAUAGCCCUCCGUCGUCAGAGAACAGCGGAGAGGUUUACAUCUUCGCUAGUGCAUACGUGCACUAGCGUUCAAGAUACAAACUGCCUCUGUUGUUUGUACGAAGAUUUGCAAGGCGAUGAGGAGAAGAUAUCGAAACUAAAGAAAGUUCAAAGCUUCUUCCGUGGAUGGCUCUGCAGGAGAAAAUGGAAGCAGAUUGUAGAGCAGUAUAUAAAAAGCCCCCACGCGGAGAGGUUAAGGAGGAGAAAUAGUUUGGUAUUUCAGCUAGUGGAAGCAGAAGAGGAGUAUAUCCAGCAGAUGGAAGUGUUGAUUACUUGUUUCUUGCGACCUUUUAAGAUGGCGGCAUCGUCAAAGAAACCGCCAUGCACUCACGAAGACGUUAACUCCAUCUUUUUAAACAGCGAGACAGUUUUUUUCCUCCACCAGAUAUUUUUAAAAGGAUUAACUGCAAGAUUGGAGAGCUGGCCCACGCUAGUUUUAGGGGAUUUAUUUUCAAUGCUCUUACCUAUGCUAAGCAUAUACCAAGAAUACGUGAGGAAUCAUCACUACUCGUUGCAAGUUUUAACAGAGUGCAAACAGAAUCAACCGUUUGCAGCAACUUUAAAGAGGUUGGAGUCUAAGCCUCUGUGCAAUGGACGGUCUCUUGAGACCUUUUUGACUUAUCCUAUGCACCAGAUUCCAAGGUAUAUUAUAACGCUUCACGAAUUAUUGGCUCAUACACCUUUCGAACACGUAGAAAGGAAGAAUUUAGAAGCGGCACAGGUUGAGCUAGAAACAUUAUCAAAGCAAAUGCAUGAUGAGGUGUCCGAGACCGAAAAUAUUCGAAAAAAUUUGGCAAUAGAAAGGAAUAUUGUUGAAGGAUGCGACAUCUUAUUGGAUGUUAACCAGGUAUUUGUUAGACAAGGAACUCUUAUACAAGUUCCGACAGACAAGUCAAAAGAAAAGAAAACAUUUAAAGGGUUUAAGGGACUCGGUAAAAGUGUUAAGGAUACCAUCAGGCAAUGUUUCCUAUUUAGUUAUCAUCUGAUUGUUACUACAAGGGGACAUGAUGGUACCUUACAUUUAGUUCCGGGAAUUGGCAGGAUAGCUAUGAGUGAAGCUAUACUAAUUGAAGAACCGACUGAUGAGGCCCCCUUUGAGACACAAUUCGAUUCAAACUCUUCUGUAGCCACUGACAUGUCGCAUACGUCAUAUCACGGGAGAGAUUUUAAAAUAAUAAUAGACAGCAAAGGAUUGGAGACUCCCAUUGUUAUACAUCUAGUGGCGCCGACUGUCAGUGAUAAGGCGGCCUGGAUCUCAGAUAUAGCGCAGUGUAUAGAUAACGCACAGUUCAGCGAUUUGUUGAAACCACAAAUGGCUGACACCAGUUCCAUCAACUUGCCGCAGUAUAUCAAAAAUGAUCCCCGGCUUUUCCAUGAUGAACCGGAUAUUAGGUUUUCGCGCACCUUAAAUUCAUGCAAGAUACCACAAAUUCGUUAUGCAACUCCCGAUAGGCUCUUGGAAAGACUAACUGAUCUUCGAUUUCUCAGCAUUGAUUUCCUGAACACGUUCCUUCUAACAUACAAGGUAUUUACCAGUGGUAUAAAAAUUCUCACAGCGCUUAAAAGGGUGUAUUACGCAAGUGUGGAGAAGGAACGUGAAAAGACGAUGGUUCUGUCAGAUACUCCGUACAGAGACGAUAAUACUUUAGUUACUUAUGAAGAUUAUAGGAGGAGGAGUAGUUUAUUUACUCCUCGAAGAACAAGCGGCGCAAGCUCUGUGUCAGGGUACUACUCAGAAACCAGCGACAGAGAUAGAUCUCUGAGUUAUGACUCGCAGGGUCAUAGAAUAUGGAGGACAUUCUUACCGCCUAGAUUUGAAGACAAUCAGGGACAGGGGCGUCUUUCAAUUCCAAGUUCACAAACGCCCGAGAGAAAAAGAAGUAUUCCAAAGACAAUCGCAAUAAGAGUUGACUCCUAUGAAGAACAGGUCGAGUCUCAUUAUUUGACUGCUGCAAGAGCUCAACCAUCUACCAGCACAGACGUCGUUUCAGAUGUCACUUAUAUGAGUGCCACAACCUCGAGGGAAGUAUCACAGACAGUCGACGGAUCUGCAUCAGAUGUUAGCCCCGAGCCAUGCUGCAAAGAUAUUUCUAGAGAGAAGCUAACUAUCGAACAGCGACGACGGCUAGAUAUAUUUGAAGAAAAACGAAGACAAAAACGAGAAGAGAGGAGAAAAUCGGAUAUAACCGAUUUAAAAGCAAAAACUUCAGUUGAUCUGUCAGCAGAAGCCUCGGAGAUUAGGCGUAAAUCCGAUGCUACAGCAGAAAGGAAAAAAACGGCUCUCUCUGAAGAAGCUAGAAGAUUAAUUGGGGAGCGCAGAAGGUCAGAGGCACCUCAAGAGAGGAUCAAACCUGAAGACAGAAGGCGGUUGGAAAUGCUGGUUAGACGAGCCAAGGCAUCGGAUGAAAGAAAACGAUCUUCAGUAGAUAGUACUGUAGUAAAAAUAAACGAAGAACGUCGGAAAUCGGGUGACGAUGAGAAGAAGAAAAAUGUUUAUAGAACUAUUACAUCGCCAAAACUCGAAAGGAAACUUAAGUCAACUGCACAGCAGAGAAGUAUUUCUUUGGACAGCGAUGUGCAUCCAGAAGAUGAAGCAUUAGCAACUUAUGUCGAUGACAGAGCUAGAAGUUCUAUCGCAUCAGUACAUGCGUCUACUCAAGCAGUUAUUGAGUUCUUUCAAGGAUUUUAUAAACGAUCUCAAAAAGAAGGAGAGCAACGUGAACCACAAUCCAGUCGUUCUACAACAGCUCGAUCUAGUUUUCAAUUCGAUACAAGCAAAAAAACUUCAAGUAAAGCUGGUAUAGUUAUAACGUCGUAUCGACCAGCUCAGCGAAGAAGUAGUUCCUCUCAAGCAAGUACCGCUUUUGCCAUAGCCACUUGCGCUGCUGAUAAUCCGGUGUUGCAGUUCCAACAUCGAUAUGCUCCUCCAGAAGAUAAAACUAAAUGUCUAGAACAUAUCAUAUCAACAGCAGCUACGAUGAGAGUACUAAAUGUAUUGAGACAUUGGAUUUCGAAGCAAGGCAAAGAUUUUGAAGUAGAUUAUGAACUCAAAAAGCAGACUAAAGAUUUCUUGGAAGAGAUCAGGCACCACCCUAAUUUAACUGCAACAGAGCAUAAGGCUGCCGCUCAACUUCUUAUGCUCUUAGACAAACAAGACGAGGAAGACAAAAAACCCGUGGAUUUGGAAGAACUUCUGUGUCCACCAUUAAUACCCAGUAAGGAAAGGAUUGAGACACUUUCAGCUUUAGAAAUCGCGGAGCAGCUAACCUAUAUAGAUCAUCAAAUAUUCAUGCAGAUUUGUCCAGAAGAAUUAAUGGGGCAAGCUUGGAUGAAAGAGGAUAAAGAAAUACGGGCUCCUCAUAUAGUCCUGAUGACUCGAAGGUUUAAUGAAGUGUCUCGAUUAGUUGCUUCGGAGAUUCUAAGAAGGCCAAGCAUGGCAGCAAGAGUGGCUGCCAUAGAAAAAUGGGCUACAGUGGCAGAUAUUGCUCGAUGCCUCCAUAAUUUUAAUGGGGUUUUACAGAUUUGCUCUGCGUUUACCAAUGCUGGAAUUUUUAGACUGAAACGUACAUGGGAAAAAGUCUCUAAAGGGUCAAAGCAAACAGUUGAAAAGCUUCAAAAAAUCGUUUCAUCAGAUGGAAGGUUCAGAGCAUUGAGAGACGCUCUUCAUAGGUGUGACCCACCGUGCAUUCCUUAUUUGGGAGUGUAUCUGACUGACUUAUCCUUUAUUGAAGAAGGAACUCCGAAUUUUAUUGAUGACAAUCUCUUAAAUUUCUCUAAAAUGAGAAUGAUCGCUCACAUAAUCAGAGAAAUUCGACACUAUCAGCAAACUGCUUAUAGAAUAGGAUUAGUCACCAGGGUAUCGAAUUAUUUAUUGGAUACCUCUUUAAUGAUGGAUGAUGACCAGCUCUAUGCAACAUCAUUAAUACUCGAGCCUAGACAGGCCAGAUUGACUUCACAAUCUAGUAUUAGCAAAAGUUAAAUAUUUUAUUAAGUGUUGGAUAUCUAAUUAUUAAAGAAAUGAAAACGUAUUCAAAUUAUUCACAUCAUUAUAAUAAGACAAUCAACGGUAGAUAAUAUUAACUUGUUCUACAUUGUUUUUAGUCUAAUACAGUUUUAUUUUUCAAUAUUUAUUGAAAAAUUAUCUAAACAACUAAAGCAUAUAGUACAAGAAAAGUAGUUUAAUAUUAUCCUCUAUUUUAGUCUAUAACAAAAAAUAUAUACGUAAUAAAUAAAAAAUAUACUGAAAACUUCUAAGUAGAAGUACAAUAUAAAUUCCAUCAUUCUUAUCACAUAUCUCGUUGUCUUUCAUAUCUGCGUAAAAGUAUGUGCCAAAUAUUACAUUUUGUAGUAAAUUUAAGACCUUCCAAAUCGUUCUUAAAAAUGUUUACAAUAAAAAGCUCUUUAAACUUCUAACUUCUAAGCAGAAAGAUAGGUAGGUAAUAAGUAUAGCAUAGUUGGAUGCCAGUAAAUAUUUCUUUAACAUUUCAACAUUUAUAAACCUUUAUGUCUGUCAAUUACCAAUCGAGUUAUUUCGACAAAUUCCUAUUUAACGCUGUUCAGCAUUUAACUAAAUAUAUACUUGUAAAUAAAGGAACGGCCUAAAUACGAUUGGCUCUAAAGUUACAAUAAAAAGCGUAAACAUGAAGAGCUCAAUGUUGUUUUCUUUUGAACAGCGAGAAAUAGAAAUAUUGUUAAUUUUCUUGUAAUCCCUUUUAAACCAAGGAUUGUGAUAUGUAGAAAGUUAUGCCGUAUUGUUAUUGCAAAAUGUUUCAUAUUUUAGAAAAUUUGAAAGCAAAGGUAUUUAAAGUAGAAUUAUUUAGUGUUAUCUAAGUAGAAUUCAGAAUUAAAGAAACGCAGAUAUUUUUUAGUAAAGCAAAUAAUAUUAAAUAAGGUUUAAAUAAAAACAUAUCUAGCGUCGGAUUAAGUGGUUAUAUAAUAAAUUAUAUUUACGCAUUUUUUUUUCAAUGUUUUUUUUUCUAAUAUUUAUUUAAAAAUUAACUAAACAAUAUUUUCACCAACUGUAAUGUCAAGGGGCUAUAUAGAAAUCGCAAUUAUUAUGUAAGUCUUGUAAAAUGCUGAUGGAAUGCACUAGCUUAAAAAAAUAUUGUAUAACUGUUGCCUCCAUCAGAAAAUCAACAUAAAAAUGUAUUCUUUUGUAAAACAUUUUUUUUGAUAAAAAGAAUCUAGUGCAUUUCUAGGCUGUAGUGCUCCAAAAGGAAACAUUAUCAUGGCAUUGCAAGAGAAACAUACAGUAGCGUAUUUACAUGGCUUUAAAAAAAUAAUUUAAAACUUUAAGAUAUAUUUGUGUGAUAUUCCUAACAUUUGAAAUAGUUAAGAAAGUUUACUGACCGUUAAGUAUUUAGGUAAUUUUAAGAUAGAAGGGUUGUAUUUAAUGACUUACAUUUUUAAACAUUAAUGACAAUAAUUGGUACUUUAACGAAUUAUGAAUUCGUCUCAAUUCCACUUAACCGGUUUGUUAUUUCAACUUCCGUUUAGCUAUAAUCAGUUAUCAGUUUUUCAAAUUUAGAAUAGCUUAGAAUCAGUUAUGUAUGAAUUAUUUGUUUGUUUAGUAAAAAAUAUUUGUUUAUUUGGUAUUCGGAAGCCUUUUCGAAACUUUUUGUGAUGUGUUAUAAUCUUUUCAAAAGUGAAUUCAGGGAAUUUCUUUAGGAAAUCGUUUAAGUUUAGAAAAGUGUUUAGAAUGUGAAGCAGGAAAAUGUUUUCGUGUAACUGACUUCAGUAAUUCUAACAUCGGGAAAAAGAAUAAUAUGAUGUAUUUCCGGAGAGAAAUUUUUAUGAUUUUGUCUUUGGGGAGGCUUCUAUAUAUUGGAUAUUUUGCUGUGAUUUCAGCUCAAAAAAAAUCACCCGUUAUUUUUAAAGCAGCAAUAAAUAAUGAAUAUAAUAUGUUAGAUACAACUCUUCUAAAAAGACAAUGUUUUAAUUAAGAAUAGGAAAUAUAGAAAAUCAACAAAAAAAAUCCCGCUCAAUACUCUUUAUAACAUAUACCUACUUUAACUAAAGUUUCACCAAGUGUUACCUAUACUCCUUCUAUUAAACUUCUAUAUAAAUGUAUAUUUUUAAAGUAAAAAAGAAUAUUAUAUUUGUCAAGUUGUUAUAGUUGUGUAGUUUAAAAAUUUUAUGUCACAAAAAACGGCAUGGUUGUUAAAUAUUUAAUGUAUCCUAUAUAUUUCAAUCUAUAUUAUUCAAUAUUGAACCUUUAUGUAUAUAUAUUGAAUGUAAUGAAAUAAAGCAGAUUUCAGUCAAUUUUUCCAUUUUAAAAUUUUAUCUAUAAAUAUUCUCCAACCAGAUAUCAAUUCAACUCACGUUUUAAAAUAUUUUUGCUAUAUUUUGAAUCGAAAUACGUAAAAUUAAUUUUUAGUAGGUAAUAUUGUAGUGAGGUUAUUUCAAUUGGCUAUCAGAAGUGAGAUAAGAUAGUCUUGGUGCUUAAAUCAAUGGAGUUGAAAAGCAAGACGGAAUUGUUGAGAA